Messenger RNA from Eucalyptus grandis, 1176 nucleotides. RefSeq lists its product as uncharacterized. NCBI's taxonomy places the organism in Eukaryota, Viridiplantae, Streptophyta, Magnoliopsida, Myrtales, Myrtaceae. The transcript has 2 exons. The record is from RefSeq and is a predicted model, not a curated record. The coding region runs from base 225 to 821 and encodes 198 amino acids.
CCCCCUGCAAAAAUCUCUGCCCUCGGUUUCUCCAUAAUUUACGGUAUUGACCACUCUGGUUAUGAUAGCAGCCCGCCGCCGGAAACUCGAGAGCGCCAGCCACUCUCCGGCUCUCGGUUUCCCUCGCCCCCGCUUCUUCCGGUACCGCCGUUUGCGGUAGCCGCCGGCGAAACCCCCCCGAAAAAGAUCCCCAAAGCCUACUUCUCUUACUACAUAACUGCGCCAUGCCCACUUCCAAGUCCCACCGGCCGGCACCGGAGGACAGGGGCCGGAGGGGGAAGUUGCCGAAGAAGGCGUCCUCGUUCCACGGCCGCGUUCCGCCGGCGAUCGCGGCGGCCAAGGAGCUGCGCCGCCCGAUGACGGCGCCUGAGCUGCUGCCGCCGGCGUCGCUGCCGGAGCCGAGGCCGCGGCUGACGAAGCUGCUGCUGAACGUGACGGUGCUUGGCGGCGUCGGGGCCGUGCAGGUGGUGAUGUCGCCGGAGUCGACGGUAGGGGAUCUGGUGGCCGCCGUCGUGAGGCAGUACGCGAAGGAAGGGCGGCGUCCCACCCUGGCGUCGGACGAUGCGUCCCGCUUCGACCUCCACUAUUCGCAAUUCAGCUUAGAAAGUCUGGAUAAAGAGGAGAAGCUGAUGGCAUUAGGAUCGAGGAACUUCUUCGUCUGUCCCAGGAAGGCCCUCGCGGACGGUCCGGCCGAGGGCAACGCCGGCGGGGUGGCGACGGCUGCGGCGGCGGCGGCUACUUCGUCGUGCUCUCGCGAAGCCCAGAGAGCCGCGAAGACCGGUUUCAAUUGGUUGAAGUUCAUGGACUUCUUGCUACAGUAGUUGACCGCUCCGUCAUCCGCUUGCUCUCAUGGCCCAGUAUCUAGAUCAUCUUGUUCUUUGGUAGUCUCGACUCUCGAGCUCCCGCAUCGUCGUCCAGACCAUCUCCGAUCACCUCCGCCGUAGGAAGUACGAGCGCCGCCGCUAUUAGGAUCCGUACCUUGAAAGAGAGCGGGAUCGCGAUCGCAUCUACCUUCUCUCCACCUUUCGCGGUUCUUGUGUAGAUUCGCAUUUUUAUUUUUCCUCUUUAAUUUGUACAGAGUUUCCCUGCUUCUGGGCCAAUCUAUGUAGGAUCUUCUGUCUUAUGAAAAUUAAUGGGAUGUUGUUGUUGUAAUGAAGAGCUUUGUCGUCUUAUAAA